AUAUGAAAUAAAAUUUGGAAGAAAUAGCAGCCACAAUUCCGAAUUAUAAGAUGGUUGAUGGGAAAUAUUUCAUCAAAACAACAAAACUGGGAAAAGGAAAUUUUGCAGAAACGUAUAUAUUAAAAUAUACAACAGUCAUUUGGCAACAUUAAAAGAAGAUGAGAAAAUAGUUUUUGCAUGUAAAUUAAUUGCAAAACAAAAUAUAAUUGACAAGCUGAAAAAAAGUAACAAUCCAGAGAGUCGAAAAGAGUAUAUAAUCAAUUCAUUAAAAAAAGAGGUAUAGUUUUGAGAUUUAUUUAUUAGGUUUCUUUGUGGAAGUAAAUGGAUCAUCCAAAUAUUGUUAAGUUUAUUGAUUUCUCUGAAACCCCAAAUAAUAUUUAUUUUUUUUUGGAAUACUGUAAUGGUGGAGAUUUAGAUAUGCUCAUAAAGGAUAAAGGAAAAUUGAAUGAAUAAGAAACAGUUGAUAUAUUUCUACAAAUUGCAGAAGGAUGCUCUUACUUAUAUGACAAGAGUGUUUUCCAUAGAGAUUUAAAACCUGAAAAUAUUUUGAUACAUAAUGGUACAGCUAAAUUAGCAGAUUUUGGAUUUGCUAAAGUAAUUGAAGAAGAUAAAAAAGAUAAAGCUGCUCAUGGUACUUCUGUAGGUACACCUUAUUAUAUGGCUCCAUAGAUUUUAGCAGGGGAAGAGUAAUUUAUUAAAUAGUUAUGAUUUAGUUAUUGUAUUAAAUGUGAUGUCUGGUCAUUGGGAGUGAUUCUAUAUUAAAUGUUAUUUGGAGUACUACCAUGGAAGGAUACUAAUUCUAUUAUGAUGUUGUUGAAUGCUAUAAAUAAUUAGAAAGUCCAAUUUCCAAAUACUAAUCAAGUUAGUUAAGAGAUGAAAGAAUUAAUUACAGUAUUAAUGUUUUUAUUAAUUAUUAGAAAAUGCUUUAAAAAAGAGAGGAAGAUCGUAUUAAUAUUAAGGAAGUGUGUGACAGCUUGAAAAAAAUAAAAAAGUGAUAUAAAAUAUUAAAAU
Messenger RNA from Paramecium sonneborni, 1011 nucleotides. Lineage: Eukaryota; Ciliophora; Oligohymenophorea; Peniculida; Parameciidae. The record is from the annotation of a GenBank genome assembly.